UACCACCAUUGACACAAUUCCUUGCUGUGUUACAUUUUUUAGCUACAGCCUCAUAUCAGCAUGUUGUGGGAGACCUGGUUGGCAUGUCGCAGGGCCAGUUCAGUAAGGUCCUGCGGCGUGUCUGCCAGGCUUUCCUAAAGCGGGUGAAGCAAUUCAUUGAUAUGCCUUUGGAUGUUGGUGCCCUAGAUGUGGUGAAGCGGCAAUUUGAGGAAGGUGGUAGUCGCUUCCCACAUGUUAUUGGGGUUGUGGAUGGCACACAUGUUGCUAUUCAGCCACCAAGACAUAAUGAAGAAAUUUAUAGAAACAGGAAACUGUUUCAUUCUCUGAAUGUAAUGGUUGUUUGUGGGCCAUCCCUCCAGAUCCUUUCCCUGAAUGCCAAGUUUACUGGAAGUUCACAUGAUGCAUAUGUCAUUAGACAAUCAGGGAUAUGGCAGAGAUUAAGAUCAAGUCAACGAGCAGACAUGUGGUUAUUGGGAGACCGUGGAUAUCCUUGCACCCCCUGGCUCAUGACUCCUUACCGUAAUCCCAGGCCAGGACCACAGAUGGCAUUUAACUCCGCGCUUACUGCCACUAGGCAGCUGGUGGAGCGCACAAUUGGUGUCCUUAAAGGGCGGUUUCGUGUGCUCCACCGCACUGGUGGCGACAUCAUGUAUUCGAAGGAGAUGGCAAGUAAAAUAGUGGUCCUGUGCGCAAUACUACAUAAUAUCGCGGUAAGGAGUAGUGUAGAGCUUCCUCAGGCAGAGGAAUUGCCUGAUGAGGAGCCAGGGGUUGUUCGACACUUCGGUGGGGGGAGUGUUACACGGAGGGGGAGCCAAGUCAGGGCAAGGAUUGUUGCCGAAUAUUUCAGCUGAAUGAUCACACAAACUGUGG
Pseudophryne corroboree (corroboree frog) is the source of this 870-nucleotide messenger RNA. Its product is annotated as putative nuclease HARBI1. The record is from RefSeq and is a predicted model, not a curated record. Lineage: Eukaryota; Metazoa; Chordata; Amphibia; Anura; Myobatrachidae. The transcript has 3 exons. The coding region runs from base 84 to 851 and encodes 255 amino acids.